AUGGAAAAGUCAAGGGUUGGGUUUGUUUCUUCAAAAGCUAUGAAGAGCCUGACUAUAAACCUCCUCCUCUUUCAUAUGGGUGGGUGUGCAUAUUUUUACUCAGCUAUUAUUACGCCACCUGGCGAAGAAGGAAAUACCUGGAUAGGGAGUUUGACACUGGGAGAGCAUAGCUAUAAAAAUUUUAGACACAUGGGCUUUUGGAAGCUCUAUGUCACAAGCUUUUAUUUUGCUGCUAUGACUGUGACCACAGUGGGAUAUGGGGACCUACAUCCCGUAAACAAGAGAGAGAUGAUCAUUACAGUCAUAUUAAUAUUGUCUACGAUUAUUUCCGUUAUAUAUAUGGGUGAUGAUAUAACAAAAGCAAAACAAAAUGGGGAUGCAAAAGGAGAUUCAGAUUCUGCUGUCCAUUACCAGGAGUAUCAAAAGCGCUUGGUUUCUUUUUUGAAGGAUUGCUCACCAAAGUUCGUUAAAGAGAUUCCUUUCACCAACCUCCUUGAUAAAUACAUCAAUGAUAGCAAGGAAGUUUUCGAAAACCUAGACAAGAUUACCAGAAGUAAAAACUCUGUGGAGGUCUACAGUGUUGCAUAUUUUGAUGAUGAUUCUGAGAGGCAACCGCUUAUCCAUGAAAAAACUGAUAUGAUCAUAAAAUAUGAUCUUGGAGACCUUCAAAAACAGCAAAUCAUCAACCUCCUGGACAAACAGAUCAAUUAUGGAAUGGAAUUUCUCAAAAACCUACAUCAGAUUACAAGAAAGAAUGCAGCGAAAGUCAACAAAAUGGAUCAUUCUGAUGACAUGCCUGAUCUGGAAAAGGUGAUUAUUGAAAAAGCUGACAUGAACAUACAUGGUUCUCUCCUAAAGACACCAUUGGAUGGAUCCUUGGUCAAUCAGGAGCAUGUAUCCCACCAUGAUCUACAUGUCGGUGUAGGUUUAGAUGCACAGAAGACUAAAAAGUUUUCAGAUGUAUACAAUGGAGGAGAUAAGAAAGCCCUUUCGUUUUCAUAUAGCCUUGGAUAUACAGAAAAUCAUAUGAACAUCAAUUUUUGGAAGAAAAUUUUAUGCGAGAACACUCCUAAGCAAGAACGUGGCUGGCUAGAUGACGACCAUAUUGACAUAUGGGGUCAUAUAUUGUUGAAUACCAAGAAACCCGUAAGUUGUACAAUUAUGCCGGCCAAUUUUAUGACUGAUAACUCAAAUGACGUAUGGGAGAAAGAAUGGAUCGCACUUGCAAAUGGGUCGUACCCUCCAUACAAAGCUUGGUCUGUUGUGGAUUCGGUAUUACUGCCCGUUAACAAGGAAAAAACUCAUUGGUUGAUUGGUGUUUUAGAGUUGAAAACAUGGACUGUGACCAUCUAUGAUAGCUUGUCUUCAGAAAUCAAUGAAAGAUGGAUCAAGGAACGAUUACAAGAUUUCGACAUAACUAAAUUCUUAAAGUCCAUUGAUUAUUGGGAAACAAGUGGUCGGAAGUCUACUACAGUAGAUUUAAAUGUGCUAAUUGCCAAAGAUAUACCGCAACAAACAAACAGGAUGGACUGUGGUAUUUUUGUAGCCAUGUGGUUAGAGACUUUUUGCACCGGAACUGCUGAGUUGAAAAUUGAACAUGGCAAGACCGAAGACCAUUGUCAGAUGUAUCGCAAACAAAUGGCUGAUGUUAUCUGGGCACAUUCUGGCUGCAGUUGA
Lactuca saligna is the source of this 1677-nucleotide messenger RNA. The record is from the annotation of a GenBank genome assembly. Lineage: Eukaryota; Viridiplantae; Streptophyta; Magnoliopsida; Asterales; Asteraceae.